CGUAAGAAUAUUUUUAGCCAAUACGAUGUGGCUUUGUAACUCAUAAGAGAUCGAAUCUACUCAGCGUCUUUUCAGCGACUUUUACUCAUUAGUCUGUUAAAGUCACUUGUUGUUGCUCUUGACUACAACAUAAGUGGAUUGCAGUGAAAAUUAUAUUUGUGAUAUUUAAGUGUAUAUCAUUGGAUUGAUCGUCGUCAUCAUCAAUUUAACAAUUAAUUUAUAUAAUAUUAUUUAAAUUUUAAUAAAAUCAUGAAGACAUCAGCUGAGUUUCGCCAGUUUAAAAGAUGUAUUAUACUUUUUAUGGUUAGCAUACUUUGCUGUAGUCUUGCAUUUGCAAUUUACAUUAUAGAUCCAGUUAAAUUAAUAUUUCAAUGGAAAUUAACAAUGACACCAACAUCAACAGCAUUUUUACUCUGGCAAAAACCACCAAUUGGAGUAUUUUUAAAUGUUUAUAUAUUUAAUAUAACAAAUAAAGAUGAAUUUAUGAAUGGUCAAGAAAAAUUACGAGUUGAUGAAAUUGGUCCUUAUGUUUAUCAGGAAAUAUUGGAGAAUGCGAAUGUUCAUUGGAAUGAUAACGGUACUAUUUCGUAUACACCUAGACGUACAAUAAUAUUUAAACCUGAAUUAUCAGUUAAUAAUCCAGAAGUUGAUAAUAUAUAUGUACCAAAUAUUCCAAUGCUGGGUGUAUCAUCAGCACUACGUAAUGCUGGUUUUAUUGUUAAUUAUCCAUUGGCACAUUUGGCUAAUAUAUUAAAUAGUCAGCCAAUAUUAAAAAUGACUGUUCACGAAUAUUUAUGGGGAUAUGAUGAUUCACUUGUUCGUCUUGCUGCUGGUAUUAUACCAAAUUUUGUUAAUUUUAAAAAAUUUGGUCUGCUUGAUAGGAUGUAUGACGAAGGUGAAAAUGUUGUUAAUAUUAAUAUUAAUAGUAACGAUGACAUGGCAAAUGAAGAAGGCAGAUAUUUGAGUAUUCAAAAUUACAAUGGAAGUCCAGGUUUACCAAAUUGGGGAUAUGUUAAACCAGAAACAAAUAAAACAAAUUCAGGAAAUACAUUUUGCAAUCAAAUAAAAGGAGCAACAGAGGGUUCAUUAUUUCCAACUCAUAUGGAUAAAAAUGCUGUAUUUCGUGUAUUUAGAAAAGCAUUUUGUCGUACAUUACCAAUUGUAUUUAAAAAAGAAGUUGUAUCAUCUGGUUUAAAAGGAUAUGAAUAUUCUCUGUCUGAUAAUUUUCUUGAUACACCUGAUAAUAAUCCAGACAAUGAAUGUUACUGUAGAAAAAUGUCGAAAUGUCUCAAAAAAGGUCUAUCAGAUUUAACACCAUGUUACUACAAUAUACCUGCGGCAAUUUCAUUGCCUCACUUUCUCUAUGCUGAUCAAAGUCUUGUUGAUGGUGUUGAAGGUCUUCAUCCUGACCCUGAAAAACAUCUCAGUAGUAUUAUUAUACAACCGGAUGUUGGAGCACCAAUUGAUGUACAUUCAAAAUUACAAACAAAUCUUGUUAUGGAUGAGACAGUUUAUAAUCCAAAAAUUAAAGUUUUUAAUAAUCUUGUUAUUCCAUUAUUUUGGACAGACUUGACGAUACCACCAGAAACAAAUGAAAUAUUAUUUUUAAUGAAACUACUUUUAAAUAUUGCUCCAAUUGCACAAACAAGUUUUAUUUAUUUACUUAUUAUUAGUGGUAUUUUAACAUUUUUCUUGUCAUUAUUUGGUGUACUUUGGAUUAUAAAACAAAGUGAACAACAAAUGAAUGAUGAAAGAAGAGACAGUGCUGAUUUAAGAAUACCACUUGGUUAUGGACAAUAUACUGCUAUUCAUAUAUUACCAGUUAUUAAAAAAAUGACAUCAAGAACAGAAUUAUUUGGUUGAUUUUAUUUUUUUUUAUUAUUAUUAUCAAAAAUAAUCAUACAUGUCAUCAAUGAGAAUAAAUUUUUUAUAUUAUUUUUAUUUAUUUUUCAAGUAUUUUGUUUUGUAACAAUUAUAGAAAAAUUUAAAUAAAAAUAUGCUGAUGGGAUUUACGUCUUAUCACUGAUAUAAUUAAUUAUGUUAUUUGAAAAUUUGAGAAAAAAUUUUUUUUUUAUAUUUUGGUUUAUUAGUUUUGAAAACAUGUGGAAAUUUUGGAUUUUGGAAUUUUUUUUAUUUAAAUUUUAUUCGUCUCUAUGAUGAUGUGUAAUUUUUUUUUUUUUAUUAUUUUUUUUUUGUUGGUAGAUUUAAUAUACAAGACUGAUUGGGACAUUUUGUCUAUUUUUAUGUACUUUUUUUAAAAAAAGAAAUUAAUUAUUGAUAGUUAAUUUUUGUUUUUUUCUUUUUUGUAAUUAAUUAUUGAGGGUGAUAAGACAAUAGUGAUAAUAAUAUCAUUCCCAUCAUAAUUGCAUUUUAUGUGAGUUGAAUAAAAAUAAAUUUAAGAAGAAAAAAAAAAACAUAUCAUGAAAAUAAAUAAAUUGUACAUGGAUUUUAAUGAUAUUUGAAAAAUAAAAAACUAAAAAAAAU
Molecule: messenger RNA, 2484 nt
Organism: Aphidius gifuensis
Lineage: Eukaryota; Metazoa; Arthropoda; Insecta; Hymenoptera; Braconidae
Product: scavenger receptor class B member 1-like
Exons: 12
Coding region: 250-1863 (537 amino acids)
Cellular component (GO): membrane; cytoplasm
Molecular function (GO): scavenger receptor activity
Source: RefSeq, a predicted model, not a curated record